Messenger RNA from Chondrus crispus (carragheen), 4266 nucleotides. RefSeq lists its product as hypothetical. Gene Ontology annotation, molecular function: helicase activity. Lineage: Eukaryota; Rhodophyta; Florideophyceae; Gigartinales; Gigartinaceae. The record is from RefSeq and is a predicted model, not a curated record. The coding region runs from base 1 to 4266 and encodes 1421 amino acids. The transcript has 5 exons.
AUGCAGCGAGCAAUCAAACCUUCGCCAUCCAGUUCCUUGGCAGAAGUAGUAUGUCAGUGGCAGCCUACCCAACUCCAUCAACUGGCCAAAUCCUAUUCAGAGUCCUGCUCUCCUCCUCAAGUCACUUUCUCAUCAUAUGAUAGAUACAAGGAGUACUUCGAACCACUUCUGCUUGCGGAAGUUGCCGCUGAGCUGCUUUCAGCCUCGGAAAAGUUUCAAAGAUCCAAACCAGCGCGCCAACCGAAGUUGCGAGCUCGUCGUCAAGAGCCCGGCACCAACGCCGCCCUCGUUCUUGUCUCAAAGGUGUCACGGCGGCAUUCUUGGGGCUUUGGCUGGGCCGUAGAUCUUGACUCGAAUGAUCGAAAAGGACCCGUCGGUUGCAUUGAUAAUGAUGUCGUUGUUUUAUGGCUCUCCUCCGCCUCACAGACACGUCAGCGACCUCCUCGUGCUCGAUCACAACCGCUUCCAGCGUCCCGGGUCAUCUCCGACAACGCUGUCCUUGGUGUUGUCGUCCGUAUUCCCUCAAGAACGGGUUCUCGAGCCGUAGUCGUUUUAUCCAAGUUUCCUGACGGUAAUGAAUUAGGGGUUCGGACUGACUUGGAGGACGGUGAAGAAAACGAGGACGCCCUACCAAGUGCACGCGUCUGGAACCUUUUACGGUUAGGAUCCCUUACGACAAUGAAGAGAGAAUUUGAUGCAUUACAAACCAUCAAAACAUCGGUGCUGCUCCCCGUUUUGCUUCGUCCAGCGCAGCAAAGCACAGGUUUUUUUCGAAAUGAAGAAAAUUUCACGCGAGUUAUCGCAAGCAAAACUGGUCUAAACCCAUCUCAAGCACGGGCCAUAUUGCACGCUAGUACGUGCAGAAAUGGAUUUUCUGUCGUUCAGGGUCCUCCUGGGACUGGAAAGACGAGAACGUUGAUCUCCCUUCUCAACGUUAUCCAUAUGACUCAAUAUCAGGAAUACUAUGAAGGACUACUAGCUUCUAAGACUUUCUCAAUGGUUAGUGAAUCGAAGCUUGUCCGGAUUUCCAAACGAGCAAGACGACCCCGUCUUUUGAUCUGCGCACCUUCCAAUUCUGCAGUAGAUGAGAUUCUUACCCGAUUGACGAGCAGCAAAUUUGUCGAUGGUCAGGGGCGUGAGUAUUGCCCCGAACUGGCGAGGAUUGGAGCUGAAUCUGCCCACCCCACAAUCAUUGACCUCCACGAAAAGCUUGAGAGGAUGGACAGAGACUUGAGAAGGCUGAGCAUCGCAGCAUCAGAUGGAGCGAAAGAUCUCAAACGGGAGGAAAAAUUACGACAGAUAGCGCGAACAUAUGUUGAAGAUGCACAAUUAGUGUUUUCAACGCUGUCAGGCGCUGCAUCAAGCAUUUUGACUAAGAGAGCUGUCAAUGAUAUUACGAGCGCUGAAGGAGCUCUGUUCGAUACUGUUGUUAUAGAUGAAGGCGCACAAGCAACUGAGCCUUCUUGUCUAAUUCCAAUGGCCUUGGGUGCUAGACGAUGCCUACUUGUCGGAGACCCUCAACAGCUUCCUGCUACUGUUUUAUCGUCAGGCGCCGCUGGGCUGGCGUAUGGUCAAUCACUACUAGAACGAGUAUGUAAGGGGGGCCAAAAUGCACAGAUGUUGGACACGCAGUACAGAAUGCAUCCAGCCAUAUCCUCGUUUCCUAGGCGCUAUUUCUAUCAUGGCCGACUAGUUGACGAUGAAAGUGUGCAAGGUGAGAGCAGAGCACGGCCGUAUCAUCGUGAUGCCAUACGGCCAAAACUUGGGCCAUACGUUUUCCUGGAUAUUGCAGAUGGAGAGGAAAUGAGAAGCAGAGACGAUCGGUCCAUCUUCAAUCGGUCAGAAGCUGAACUUGCCUCUUUGAUAUAUACAAACCUUAAGAAGAAUUACCCUAAGGACUCUCUUUUUUCUGCUUCUGCCAAAGUCCACGGUUCUGUGUCAGGUUUUGGGGUUGUGACACCCUACAAACGACAGAUGCAGGAGCUGCGCCAGUCAUUUGACAGGGCUGGUAUUCCCACUGGCGAUGUAGAGAUUGAUACAGUAGACUCGUUUCAGGGGCGAGAGAAAGACGUAAUCGUCUUCAGCUGUGUAAGAACGGCAUCAGCUCACCGCGGUAUUGGAUUCGUGCGUGAUGUGCGUCGGAUGAACGUCGGGCUAACACGAGCUAGGUCGUCUCUCAUCAUUCUGGGUUCUGCACACGCGCUGGCAGAAGGGUCAACAGACUGGGCAGAGCUCGUCGAGGAUGCGAGCUCGAGAGGAUGCCUCAUAAGCGUUUCAAACGUCACACGAUGCUUAAUUCCACCGACCCCAAGUCGUAAGGGAUUGAUAGCGUCAGCACCGGUCGUGCCAUGCACUUCAAGCAGCGAAAAUCUACUCCACCAGCCUGGGCCGCGUCCGCCGGUUGAGAACUCUCGCGUCGCGAAAGAAAAGAACUCUUCCUCCAAAGGCCCCGUAGAUCCCCGUAGACGGGCCACAAGGAAGUCAUUGGUUGCUGACACUGACAAGAGUGAAGGCCUGCCAGAUCCAGGGCGUCCUUCUGAUAUUCCUGGAGAAGUCAAGUCCAAUACAAGUGUUUUGAAAGUUCCAACACAACAGUUAUCAGUGCCUGGUGAUGCAGCAACACAGCAUGCGUCAAAGGUGGCUAUAUCGGACGCCUCAAGAGACAAAAACUUUGAUUUGCAGUCAACACUAGAGCAACUGUCAAAAGUAUUAGCAGACGGAGGCGUUCAAAAUUUAAGCGGGAUUGAGAAAACUUUACGAGAGCACGUCAGGAAUGGUGGGGCACUAGAACUGGAAGCAAUAAUGGCUGCGACAGUCACAAACGCAAAUUCUGACCCAAAAUCUUCGGCGAAGCCUUCGAACGAAGCAACCCGACAAUGGCAACAACCGCUUUCAGUCACCACACAUGACACAGCCGCUGGCGAUGUCCCCAAUACAAGCGCUAGUAAUGGAUCAGCAAGUGACCGGAUCGUCGGUUCUGAUCCAGGCAGUAUUAUUAGACCUGAACCCCCAAAAACGAAACCUUUUCUACCAGCUGAUGGAAACCCAACAACAUCUGUCGCAAACAACGAACGCAGUAACGUUUCUGAUCGAAGCAACAGGGCUAGAAGAAGUACAACGAGAGGGCGACAGGCAAAAGCGAAUGGACGCGAAAAGUCAGCGGACAAGAAGCGAGAUAAAAGCGAGGGUUCCGCACCAUCGGGGUGGGAUAUGCUGUUUUCCAGCAAGGGCACAACGCCAGAGGAAAAGAAUAACAACCUCGCCGGGAACGGGGCCUCGUCGCGACCAGAUUCGAAAGAAGAACUUGUCCAAAACCCGCACCAGUGCGGCAGCGUUAACGCUGAAGCAGUUUUGAAGAGGACGGAGGUCGACGGGCAGGGCAAAAGCGGGCCAGAAACAAAGCCUAUAAAUUCACCAGAAGAAAAACGAGCUCGGGGCCCAGACAUGUCAGGUCAAAGCAGCAGAGCUCGCAAGAAUUGGAACGAAAAGGUACGAGAGGUUGACCGGAAGCGCCAUAGGCCUCCUGAACCCAGCUUUUCGAGCAUAGGUCGUAGCGGCUACCGCGUCGGAAGAGGACGAGUUCGGCCGAAGCGAGGUCGAGGACGGGGUCAUUUUUCCCAUGAACAGCGCCAUCGUGAAAACUUCAUUUCCAAUGAGACGUGGCUGCCCUCGCAGUAUAACCACAAUCUCGCACCUCAGCACGUAACCAGUGGAAUUCUUGACUCUGGCAUGGGGGCACCUCACGCUAUCGAUGCCUUGCAUGCAAUGCAGGCAAUGCAACAACAUCCUCACAUGAUGCAACAUGCUCUUCAAACGCAGCAAGUGUUACAGCAACAGGCCAUUCAACAACAAGCUUACCACCACCAACAUGCACUGCACCAACAGUUGCACCAACAGGGUAUCGUGCAUGAAGAUGUAAUGCCACAAGCAGCGUUGAUGCACAUGCCCGCUGGUAUGCAGAUGGCGGUUCUUCCUCACGAAAACUAUCAACAAACCUUCGGUGCUGAUGCCAACAGUGAAAGUCAUCUCGGUCAAGAGAAUGUGCAACGCAACCAGAGCCGGUCUCACAAUAGCUGGGGUUAUCCUGGCAGUGGAAGAGGAAGGGCCCGCGUAAAGCAUGGCGGGGCGGCAGAUGUGCCCAGUUCUAUCACAGUUUCUAUCACGGUAAGGAGCAGAAUUGCAGAGAGGUCCCAAACCAAAAUGAUUCCGACGUUUCCAGUCCAAUACGUCACCAGGGCCCAUCCCAUACUCCUGUCCGAACGUUAA